CCGAUUUCGUUCAUGGCCGCGGAAGCAUGAAGACCGAAGACGGGAUCUGGGGCAUGGCGUCGCUCUGGCGGCAGCGAGGCCCCAAGGCGGUCGUGGGCAUUAUCGACACGGUCUUUCUGCACGGCCAAAAGCCGGGCCAAUGGUUCUUUACGUGCAAAACCGGCGAAGUGUUGCGCAAGAAGAAGCUUUCGGAGCUCGUCGAGCGCUUUGUGCGCAUCGCGCGCGCCAACGAGCGCAACGUCAACGGCCACAUUUGCGUCGCACGCCGCGCCGACGGCUCUGGCGUCGUCUGGGACCACGCCUCAUUCCUUCGGGCACUCGACGCGCCGCUCGAUCCCGACAUCCUUGCGCUUCAACCAUUUGUGUGCAGUCGCGGCAGCCUUGGCGCGAUCUACCGCGUCGACAUGCGCGCGUCCUCGGACCGGGCACGCCCCAUCUUUGCAACGCACAAACUUGCUCAGCACCAAAUGCAAUCCGACGAGCCGGUGAUUGCACUGGACGCGCCGUUAUCUGGCGUCAAGUGCCACGCCAAGCCCAUCAACGCCCGCCUGCAUCAGAUUACAAUCAUGCUCAGUCGUCACAUCGAGGAGGUCCACGGUUGCGCGGUAAAGGAGCUGACCGCCGACUACCUCUUGGACGACGACAACCAGAUCUGGCUCGCGUGGAUCCCGUCGGUGAGCUACGUUCGGACGGCACGGCGCGUUGGCAGCGACCACUCCAUCGACGUCGACGAGCCCUACGACGCUCUCGGCCGCACGGGCCAAGAAGCCGUGUUUGACCAAGCCGAAGAUGCCAUCGAUCGGGCGCUGACGCCGGCGACGCAUUUCAGCCUCAAACUCGCGACGCAGGGCGAGCCGCCGCGCGUGUUUCCGACGCCGUUCAAGUGCAGCGGCGACUUCUGCGCCUACGACCUCGCGUCGCCGGCGCCACUGAUCGCCGACGUCGAGGUCAACGGUCUCCCGACCUCUCGCCGGAAUGCGCACGCGCUCUUUGAACCCGAGGCCGUCGCCGCGCUCGGGUACGCCAAACUGCACGAGCUCCACGGCAACUCGGUGCGGCAGCUCGCCAACGCGGCGCCCGACCGCCUGCAGUUUACGCUCACGUACAAGUCGAUCGCGCUGGCCAAGACCAACAAGCAGCGCCUCCUAUCGGCGACGACCGUGCCAGCGCCGGUAGGGCGCCAAAAAGCCUACUUGGCACCGACGGCCACGACGUCGAUGCGUGCAAAUCUGAGUAAGCUCUACGGCGAGCUCGAUGGCGGCACGGCCAACUACUACCGCCAAGUCAAAGUGUGUCGCAACUGCUUUGCCGUCUACUCCCUCCUCGACGCUGCUCGACCGCUCCUGGACGCGCUCGCCUCCAACAACAACAACAACCACAACAACGAAGCGACGUCGAGCCGUGACGACGUCGAGAAGCGAGGUCGCGUCACCGCCGUCAGUGACAACCACCAAGCACCCAAGCUUCCGCGGCUCUCAUCGUCGAGUCCCCGGACAGUCGACGCCGGGCUUCGAACGAGUGCAAGCAUGCCGCAGCUUGGAAAAGCACUGCGGAAAGUAUCACCAACAAAGCCCAAGCCGUGGCGCCAAUCAAAAGAAGAGACCGACGUCACCAAGUCGUUCGAGGACUUUGUCGGUCUCGAUGGCUACUUGCGCGGGAAGGACCGACGGCGCAAACACAAGCCACUCCGUGAAAACGCCUUGUUUCCGAGCGGCCUCCCACUCAAGUCGGCACCCGUCAAUAAUGUCGACAGUGGUCCCUCGGUCUUGCUCAUCGACACGGACCAAGAUCGGAUUCAAUGCAUUUUGGACGCACUCGAGGCAUACGAAGUGCAAGCCCUGUGCGACGGCGCGCUCGGCCUCAAGGAAGCGCAGUCCCGUCAUUUUGACGUCAUUUUGUGCCACCGCGACGCACCGAGCAUGCACGCACUCGAGUUUACAAAGCUCCUUCGGCAACACGAGAUCCAGCACAGCAUCGCGCUGCAUGCGCCCGUGCACCGGUCGCCGAUCGUGUGCAUUACCGAGCACACGUCGCCGGAAGACCUCCGCGCCUACAUGGACGUGGGCAUGGACGGAUGCCUCAGUUUGCCGCUCGAUCUGUCGGCGUUGCGCCACACGGUCGACGCGGCGAUCGCGUCGAUCUCGAAGCGCCGACGCCCGGUCAAGCGAACGACGUCGACGGUGGCGUCGGUGCACCCGUUUCCGGUGCCAUCGGCCACCGACGCCCGGACGUUUGCCGGUACCUUUCAGAUGGACGUCGACACGGCGAUGCCAUUUCUCAUUCUCAAUCGCCCGAGCGCCGCUACCUCGACGCUCUUCAACCUCGUGGUCGUCCACGAUAUCUUUGAUACGCUAGAGCGACUGCAGAUCUUUCUCGCGCCGAUUCUGCGUCGGUACGACGCCGCGCAGGUCCUCCUGUGGAACUACCCAGGCCAGGCGAGUACGACAUGGCGCCCCGGCGUCGUGCUCAACAACGUGUACUUGGCGUCGUGCCUCCAAGCGCUACUUCGCCACGUGGGACCGGACGUGCUCGGCGAGUUCAAAUCAGCGCCUUUCCUGCUGCUCGGGUACGGCAAUGGCGUCCCGAUUGCGCUCCAGUACUGCGCGCUCGCGCCGUCACCGCAACUCCGCGCCCUCGUGAGCGUCAAUGGCUUUGCCCACGUCGAUCCGACGCUGGCCGCCUUCUUCCACGACGCACUCAAGGUGUUUGCUUGCUCGCCAGCAACGCGGCCGGACCUGCCCGUGUACUUUCACGCCCGGUUUCUCUUCUCUGGCGCGUAUCUUGCGACUGUCUCGACACCGCUCGCUCUCAACUUGUACACGGCCGUGAGCAACUCGAUCUCGCUCGAAGGUCGCGUCGCGCUCUGCUUGGGCGCCCUUAGCCACAUCGACAUGCGCGAGGCCCUACAGAAGAUCAACGUGCCCACGAUCUUUGUCGCGGGCGCGCAAGACGGCCUCGUGCAGCCCAAGCACGUCGAGACGUGCGUCGCGUCGCGCGGGGGGCUCGUCGACUCGAUUCACAAGGCGCUCGUCCAUAGACGCUCGAAAGCUUGUGUUGUCUGGUUCGACGCGGGCCACGAAGUGUGGCAAGAGUGCAAGCCGGCAAUGGCCACGCUCAUGGAGCAGCUCAUCACGGGCUUUCACGAGACGCACGACAUGCUACUUCCGGCAACAACGACACCGUCAAUCUCAACGUCAACCUCAAAGUCAAGUGCAAAGUCAAGUGCAACUUCAAUGUCCAAACCGGCACAUGUGCCACAAAGUUAUGAAGACCACUUUAUCAACAAGAUUAUGGGCACGAUGAGCGACGUCAAGGCCGCGCACCAUGUGGGCGACGCGUCGUGGGCCGCGUACCAAGAGGCCCACGCAAAGUCCGCGCACCCAAAACAGAGUACGAAGGCGGCCUCGAAACCGAGCGCGCCGCUCGACCUGACGUUGGAUCCGAUGGCGCCCGCGUUUGAGCGUGAAACCAACCGCAUCUACAAGGCCGGCGACGGCAGCCGCAUCUACCCAAGCGACCGCAAGGACGUCAAGGAGUACAUGAACUGGCGCGUCCAGCGGAAUGCCACGCGGCUCACUCGCAUGGACCGCGCCGCGCGGUCCAUUCAAAGGGCGUACCAUGCGUACCGGGCUCGAACCCUCGCGCACCGGGUCGCCCAGCACAAGGCCGCGCUCCGCAUUCAACGCGUCUACCGCGGUUGCAAAGGCCGCGUUCUCGCGGCUAUUCGCCGCAAGGAAGACUGGGCGGUCCGGCUCGUCCAGCGCGCGUGGCGGGGCAAGGCUGGCCGCGAUAUCUACGCGCUCCGGAAGCGUCAGCGUGCGAGUGCGAUCGCGAUUCAAGCGGUCGCCCGCGGCUUCCUCGGACGUCGGCGCGUCCGUCAUUUGCGCGCGCGCCGGUAUGCAUCGGCGUGCAUCAUCCAGUCGUUGUUCCGUCGGCUGUAUGCCAUCAAGAUUGCACAGCGCCGGCGUCUUCAGCGCACGUCGGCCAUGGCGAUUCAGCGCAUCUACCGGGGCCGGCUCGGGCGCAAGCGCUUUGCCGCCGAGAAGGACAAAUACCUCUACUCGAAAGCGCAGUCGCAGAACAUUGAUUUUGGCAAGCAAAUGCUCCUCGAGUACAAGCUCUAUGGCACGCGCCUCCAGAGCGAAGUGCAAUUGCUGCUCAACGAGAAGGGCCGGACCGAAGCAUCGGUCGAUGCGCUCCUGAAGGAGAUCUCCGAGUUUGAAGAAGGCGUCCACGUCCUCGAGACGGAGAUGCACGCCCUCAGCAAGAUCGAGACGGAAGCCACGGGUGUGCUCGACGAGCAGGCCAAGUGGCAGCUCCGCGAGCAAAAAAUGCGCCUCGACCGCGAGUUUGGUCACAUGCUCAAGAAGAUUGCGGACCGCCGCGAGAAGCUCGUCGUCCUCGGCGCAUCGCUCACGUCGCUCGACCAAGCGCGCCAUGCCAAGGAGGAGGACCUGCGCGGUCUCGAGCGCAAGCUCCUCCUCCUCCUCGAAGACCAGCAAAAGCAACUGCAAGGCAUCAAGGCCAAGCAGGCCAAGCGGUCGCAAGUGCUUGUCGACAUCGCGGGCGGCGUGACCGAGCCAGGGCCUUUGGGCGCCGAUGGCGCCGGCCCAGUGGCAGGCCCGGCGUCGACGGUGAGCCCCGAGCAGCGCCAGGAAGCCAACGCCCUCAUGGAGUCGACCGAGACCAUGAUGAAGUUUGGGUUCAUGUCCAUGUCCAUGACGUACUUUAGCAGCAUGAAUAUGAUCAAGGCCAUGCGCCACAUUGGCGCGCACCACACCUUCCUUGAGAGCGCGGCGGCCAUCCACCAAGCUGGCGCCACUCCCUCCAUCCUCGGCGCGCCGUCGCCCUUCCAAGCGACUGCGCCGCCCGGAAGCUUCCCGGGGCAGCAGCCGCUGCUCGUGAGUGCGUGGAGCGUCCUCGACGUCGGCCGCUGGCUCGACACGAUGGCGCUCGGCACGUACAAGCAAGCGUUCGCCGAUGGCACGGUGGACGGCGCGCUUCUCUAUGAUCUCAACGACCACGACCUGCGCUACUCGCUCGGCAUUGAGCACGACUUGCAUCGGAAGAAGAUCCUCCAGGCCGUCGACCGGCUCAAGGCGGCCGAGGGCAAGACCAAGGAGCGCUUGUACGCCGCCGCCGACGCCCCGUUGUCCUCGUUGCCGGACGCAUCACCCUCGGCGACACCACUGGCAUCAACCUCGGCGACACCAGCAGCAACGACCCCGGCACCUCAAGGGGCACCCCUCGACGUUGAUCCUGGCGUGCCCAAGCUCGCGGUGCAAUUCGAAGAGCUCUGCUCCAUGGCGCGCAACGGCAAGCUGAAAGCGCUCAAGGAGGCGCUCGCGCGCUGGCCCGACGCGCCCUUCGAUAAGCUCAGCGUCAAAUCGCAGUGCGAUCUUGGUGUCGGGACCGUCUACGACGACAGCCUCGCGCGCCUCGCGUUCCACGUCAACUUGAGCGACGACCAUGGCAACACGCUCUUGAUGCUCGCGGCGCAGAACAAUGGGCUCAAGGUCGCGCAGUUCCUCCUCUCGAAAGGCGCCAAUCCCAACCAUCAAAACAAGCAAGGCCAGACCGCCGGCCACUACGCGAUGGCGUACAACUUCUUUGACCUCGGCGCGUGGCUCCUCGACCCGGACAAGGGCGGCGGCCGCGACGACCUCCCCAAUAUGCACGGGCUCACGGCCUACGACGGCCUCGGGUAGCGACCGCCACUUGUUGAUAAGUUAUUGAGAUUUGAUGACGCA
Molecule: messenger RNA, 5750 nt
Organism: Saprolegnia parasitica CBS 223.65
Lineage: Eukaryota; Oomycota; Saprolegniomycetes; Saprolegniales; Saprolegniaceae
Exons: 14
Coding region: 27-5708 (1893 amino acids)
Biological process (GO): negative regulation of MyD88-independent toll-like receptor signaling pathway; phosphorelay signal transduction system; response to axon injury
Molecular function (GO): signaling adaptor activity; NAD+ nucleosidase activity; protein binding
Source: RefSeq, a predicted model, not a curated record